Molecule: messenger RNA, 1109 nt
Organism: Nyctereutes procyonoides (raccoon dog)
Lineage: Eukaryota; Metazoa; Chordata; Mammalia; Carnivora; Canidae
Gene: HACD4
Product: 3-hydroxyacyl-CoA dehydratase 4
Exons: 7
Coding region: 119-808 (229 amino acids)
Biological process (GO): very long-chain fatty acid biosynthetic process; fatty acid elongation; sphingolipid biosynthetic process
Cellular component (GO): endoplasmic reticulum membrane
Molecular function (GO): 3-hydroxyacyl-CoA dehydratase activity
Source: RefSeq, a predicted model, not a curated record
CCCGCCUUUCCGGGCCGGGGCUUGGCCACGGGGCCGCCCCUCCCGCGCUCCGGGCCCGCGCUCCUUCCCUGACGGCGCUGGAGGGCCCGGCGGUGCGGCCCGGGCGGCCCGGAGACCCAUGGCGCUGCCCGCCUGGCUGCAGCCCAGGUAUAGGAAGAACACCUAUCUUUUCAUCUACUACUUAAUCCAGUUCUGUGGCCACUCAUGGAUAUUUACCAAUAUGACAGUCCGAUUCUUUUCAUUUGGAGAAGAUUCCAUGGUCGACACUUUUUAUGCUAUUGGUCUUGUGAUGCGCCUUUGCCAAUCCAUUUCCCUCCUGGAGUUGCUGCACAUAUGUCUUGGCAUUGAACCAAACCAUCUGCUGCCUAGGUUUCUGCAGCUCACCGAGAGAAUAAUCAUCCUCUUUGUGGUGAUCACCAGUCAAGAGGAAGUUCAAGAGAAAUAUGUGGUGUGUGUUUUAUUCAUCUUUUGGAAUCUGUUGGAUAUGGUUAGGUACACUUACAGCAUGCUAUCAGUCAUAGGAAUAUCCUAUGCGGUCUUGACCUGGCUCAGUCAAACACUGUGGAUGCCGAUUUAUCCUCUGUGUGUUCUUGCUGAAGCAUUUGCCAUCUAUCAGUCACUGCCUUAUUUUGAAUCAUUUGGCACUUAUUCCACAAAGCUGCCCUUUGACUUAUCCAUCUAUUUCCCGUACGUGCUGAAAAUCUAUCUCAUGAUGCUCUUCAUAGGAAUGUAUUAUACCUACAGCCAUCUUUACUCAGAAAGAAGAGACGUUCUCAGAGUCUGUCCCAUGAAAAAGAAGAAAAUGUGAAGCACAGCAUUCCGAUGUGACAUAAGAAAAAAAGGCUUGUGGAUUCAGCUGCAACAGACAACACAGGAAACAUUCUGUGGGAAAAAUACCUGGUACUUGACACAAAUCCAUGACAUAAUUGUUCUCCUUGAGACAAAGCCCAGCAGUCUGUUAUCCUCACAUUAUUUUCCAAACACAUAUUCUGCACAACCUACUUCACCAAAGCUGUGGAUUUAAUACAGGUUAAAUUUAUUUUCCUGUAAGGUAAUGAGAAAUCAUUAACUGGAAUGGAUUCCAUUAAAUUAAGAAACCAAAGUUGUUA